AUGAAACGAGCUUUGGUAAUUGGCAAUGAUGAUUAUCCUUUCGAACAUCAAAAGCUAGAAUCAUGCGUCGACGAUGCGAAUGACAUGCACGAUGCCUUGCGCAUAAUCGGAUUUGACGUGCUACGCAAAACAAAUAUUCCAUUCAAAGAUACGCAAAUAGCCACUAAAACAUUUCUACAAUCGAUUCAACCGGGUGAUACUGCUCUUUUCUACUUUUCUGGCCAUGGUUGUCAAUUAGAUGGUAUAAACUAUUUGAUUCCAACUAACGACACAGAAAUUGAUGAAGAAUCUGUUAAACAUCGUACUUUAAAUGCUCAGAAACUGACUACGGAUGUGCAUGUUCGAAAUCCAGGAUUGUUCAUCAUGGUUCUCGAUUGUUGCCGAGAUAAUCCGUUUGCUGAUCAGGCAAGUCUAAAGAACUUCUUCGGCUUCAGGUCAAAACGAUUCAAGGAUGGACUUGCACCGAUGAAAGGACCACCGUCGACAAUCAUUGCUUAUGCGUGUGCACCCGACCAAUUAUCACUAGCUGGCGGCGGGAACCAGCGUAAUAGCGCGUAUACUUGCACUCUGCUUCAUUAUAUCGUAUUGCCGAUGGAUAUCAAGACAGUCUUUCAAAAAACAGCUAUUGAUGUUCACAAAACUACUGGACGUUACCAACAACCGUACUUGUCUAUCAACUACAAUAAGCCAAUGUACCUUGUGAACAAUUACAUGGCUAAUAAUCCAGCGUUGCAGAAUUUCUUGCGUAGACGGCGUCCUUGUGGACCGUACGUUGCGCCUCCGAAAAGACGAGAUGCUACUAGGAAUCAUCAAUCUCGGGUCGAUAUGUCACAGCAUCGAUGGAACGCUCAAUUCGGCAUGGCAAAUAAUUAUCGAUCUCGGACCAAUAACUCACGAAUAAAAAAUACAGCAUUGAAUAUUUGUCGAUCACUCUUACUUGGUGGUGUGGGUGAAGCAGAGAGUAAAAGGACCAAGGGUGAAAGGGCGGAUUUUUGGAAUUUUUAA
Messenger RNA from Rotaria socialis, 1005 nucleotides. The record is from the annotation of a GenBank genome assembly. Lineage: Eukaryota; Metazoa; Rotifera; Eurotatoria; Philodinida; Philodinidae.